Molecule: messenger RNA, 3636 nt
Organism: Camellia sinensis
Lineage: Eukaryota; Viridiplantae; Streptophyta; Magnoliopsida; Ericales; Theaceae
Biological process (GO): signal transduction; recombinational repair
Molecular function (GO): ADP binding; ATP hydrolysis activity
Source: RefSeq, a predicted model, not a curated record
GGAACACCAUAUCCUCGUCAGAUCCGUCCUCUGUAUCUGUAUUUUUGGGACCCAUAUAUCCCGCCUCCAUCGGUGCUCCUCCUUUUCCCUGUCACUGUCACUCUUCCAAAAAUUCUCUCAAUUUCUCAGACACCUCUCUCUCUCUCUCUCUCUCCCCUCUUACCUCUCACUCUACUCUACUCUACUCUAGAGAGAGAGAGAGAGGAACAGAGCAAGGAGUUGGGUUUUUUUAGUAGGUGUGGACUCUCUCUCAUCAAACAGCUUUUGCAUUUUCUGAAAAAGUUUGAUGAACAGUGUUUUCUAGAUUCUGGACUCUAAUCAGAGAUAUGGGUUGCUUCAAUUCUUGAUUUCAGAGAAGUAAAAAAGAUUGGAACUUCGUGAUUGUGGAGCAAAGAAGCUCUCCACAUGUAGAAUGCAUGGGAUAUUAUGCCAUAAAUAACCAGUGAUAGUAUAAAUAUGGAUCCUCUUGAAGAAAGUUCCAGAUUUGGUUCGUUACGUGGCGUGACAUUAAGGACUUUGUCAUCUUCCUCGUCAGCAUUCUUUUCGGCGAAUCAAUCUCCCUUUUUCUCUCCAAGAUCUCCGACUUGUGAAAUACCGACACGUGCUGACAUUUCAGGCGAUGGUACUAAUACAGGUGUCGAUCCCCUAAAUACCAGUUCGGAGAUUCCCGACCCAGAAUCUCUAAGAAAUAUCAGAUUUCCAUCACCCGAGGUUUCAUCUAUCCCAGCAGCAUCUACUUCCAGUGAUUUUCGAAAGUUUGACCAUGUUUCUUCAUCACCCACCAUUUCCAACAGUACUCUUUCUUGUUAUGGUGUAAGCUGUGGCAAUGAUUAUUUCAGGUGCAGAGAAAAACAGAGAAGGAUCGGGAAAUUCCAUGAGGCCUCAUAUACUCCAACUUCAACUUCCUUUUCGACUACCAGACUGAGGAGCUGUGAUGUUUAUAUAGGCUUUCAUGGCCGUAAACCUUUAUUACUGAGAUUUACUAAUUGGCUUCGUGCAGAGUUGGAAGUUCAAGGGGUCAGUUGUUUCGUAACGGACAGAGCUCGGUGUCGAAGCUCUCGUAAACAUGGAAUUGUUGAGAGGGCUAUGGAUGCUUGUACUUUUGGAGUUGUAAUCUUAACUCGGAAAUCUUUCAGGAAUCCAUAUACUAUCGAGGAGCUAUUGUUCUUUUCAGGCAAGAAGAAUUUGGUUCCAAUAUACUUUGAUUUGGGUCCCGAUGAUUGCCUUGUGAGGGAUAUAGUUGAGAGAAGGGGGGAAUUGUGGGAAAAAUAUGGGGGGGAACUUUGGCUUCUAUACGGAGGAUUGGAGAAGGAAUGGAAAAAUGCAGUUAGCGCCCUCUCUCGUGUUGAUGAGUGGAAAUUGGAGGGGCAUGAUGGUAAUUGGCGAGAUUGCAUACUUCGGGCUGUUACCCUUUUGGCAUUGAGAUUAGGAAGGAGAAGUGUUGUGGAUAGACUAACCAAAUGGAAGGACAAGGUGGAGAAAGAAGAGUUCCCUUUCCCUCAAAAUGAGAAUUUCAUUGGUAGGAAAAAGGAAUUCUCUGAGCUCGAGUUUAUGCUUUUUGGUGAUGUUAGUGGAGAUGCCGAAAGAGAAUAUUUGAACUUCAAGUCCCGACACAAGCGAAAGAGUGUGAUGAUUGGUUGGGGAAGGAGCAAUUUCAAUGGAGGAAAGGAGGAGAGACGACAGUUGGAGAGUGGUAGAAGGAAGGGAAAAGAACCUGUACAAUGGAAAGAAUCAGAUAAGGAAAUACAGAUGCAAAACACCGAAUUUUCUCAAACGCAACACCAAACACCAAAGCUAAAGAAUAGUGGAAGGCAUGGAAAGAGGAGAAGAGCAAUUAAUGUUGUGUAUGGGAAAGGGAUUGCUUGUGUGUCGGGAGAGCCUGGAAUUGGUAAGACUGAGUUGCUUCUCGAGUUUGCAUACAGAUAUCACCAGAGGUAUAAGAUGGUUUUAUGGGUAGGAGGAGAGAGCAGAUAUAUACGUCAGAAUUAUUUGAAUCUUUGGCCAUUCCUAGAGGUUGAUGUGGGGAUAGACAGUGGUUUGGAGAAAAGCAGGAUCAAGAGUUUUGAAGAGCAAGAAGAGUCAGCAGUAGCCAGAGUUCGGAAGGAGCUUAUGCGAAACAUUCCAUUUUUGGUGGUGAUCGAUAAUUUAGAGAGCGAAAAGGACUGGUGGGACCACAAACUUGUAAUGGAUCUUCUUCCCCGUUUUGGUGGACAAAGCCACAUUUUAAUAUCCACUCGUCUCCCUCGUGUAAUGAAUAUGGAGCCUUUAAAACUUUCUUACCUAUCUGGGGUUGAGGCAAUGUUUUUAAUGCAAGGGAGUGUCAAUGAUUACCCAAUUGCAGAGAUUGAUGCUCUUCGGGUUAUUGAGGAAAAACUUGGAAGACUAACCCUAGGCAUUGCCAUCAUAGGAGCAAUUCUAUCCGAUCUUCCCAUAAAUCCAAGUAGACUCUUGGAUACCAUUAACCGAAUGCCUUCAAGGGACUUAACCGGGAGUAGUAGGGAAAGUCAUGCAUUGCAGAAAAAUAACUUCCUUUUGCAACUCUUCGAGGUUUGUUUCUCAAUAUUUGACCAUGCCGAUGGACCAAGGAGUUUAGCAACUAAAAUGGUACAAGCAAGUGGUUGGUUUGCUCCGACAGCCAUUCCAGUUUCUCUGUUAGCUCUGGCUGCUCAAAAGAUGCCUGAGAAACACCGCCAUACCCGGUUAUGGAAAAAGUUUUUGCAUUCCAUAACUUGUGGGUUUUCAUCAUCAUACAGUAGAAAAUCAGAAGCCGAAGCAUCGUCAAUGUUGUUGAGGUUCAAUAUUGCUAGAAGCUGUAAGAAGGAAGGGCAUAUCCAGGUCAACGAACUCAUCAAGCAUUAUGUGCGAAAGAGAGGAGUUACUGGAGUCUCACAAGCUAUGGUACAGGCUGUCAUUAGCCGCGGAUCAAUUUCCCACCACUUUGAACAUAUAUGGGCAGCGUGCUUUCUGCUAUUUGGAUUCGGGAACGACCCUAUAGUCGUUGAAUUGAAGGCGUCAGAAUUGUUAUUUCUUGUAAAAGAAGUGAUUUUACCGCUGGCUAUCAGGACGUUCAUUACAUUCUCGCGGUGCAGUGCUGCUCUAGAACUCCUUCGCUUAUGCACAAAUGCAUUGGAAGCUGCGGAUCAAGCGUUUGUCAUACCAGUUGAGAAGUGGUUGGAUAAAUCACUUUGUUGGAAACCGAUCCAAACAAAUGCCCAGUUGAAUCCUUGCCUUUGGCAAGACCUAGCACUUUCAAGAGCCACCAUGCUAGAAACAAGAGCAAAGCUAAUGCUAAGAGGAGGACAGUAUGACAUAGGGGAUGAUCUGAUUAGGAAGGCGAUAUUCAUAAGAACUUCAAUCUGUGGAGAGGAUCAUCCGGAUACCGUAUCUGCUCGUGAAACUCUGAGCAAGCUCACAAGACUUCUUGCCAAUGUUCAAAUCCAUACUACAUCAUAGAUUCUAAAUUUUCCUGUAAGCAGAGUUUACAUUAGAAUUAUACAUAGUUUCAGAAUAAACUGAUUUACAAACUGUUUCAUAAAAAAAAAUUUCAUACCAUUUUUAAUAUCAGUCAGAUCUGCUAUCUGAAUCAUAUUGUGCCUUGUGUAAUUUAAUUUGUUGAUCUCACAUGCUUUCCAUGCA